Gracilinanus agilis (Agile Gracile Mouse Opossum) is the source of this 3237-nucleotide messenger RNA. It is a transcript of the gene NEDD4, whose product is annotated as NEDD4 E3 ubiquitin protein ligase. Gene Ontology annotation, molecular function: sodium channel inhibitor activity; protein binding; ubiquitin-protein transferase activity. Gene Ontology annotation, biological process: receptor internalization; regulation of dendrite morphogenesis; receptor catabolic process. The transcript is spliced from 19 exons. NCBI's taxonomy places the organism in Eukaryota, Metazoa, Chordata, Mammalia, Didelphimorphia, Didelphidae. The record is from RefSeq and is a predicted model, not a curated record.
AUGGCACAAAUGUUACAAUUGCAUGUUGCAGCCAGAAGAAGCAAUACUUGCCUGCUUUUGGAAACCUCUGGAGAUGAAAUGAAUAAUAAUGCUCACAUGUCCUUCAAAAGAUCAACAGAAAUUUCAGCAUCUAGCAUUAUUCACAUGAAGCUGACUCCCAGACUACUUCCUCAAACACAAGAAAAUAUUAAGCCUCAAGAAAGACCAACUGAGCCUUCAUCUCAAAUUAGCAAAAAGAGUACCUUUCUACAGAUUUCACUACAGUCUACAAGGUAUAGCAGAUAUCUAAAGUUUGGCAAUGUAACUGGUGAAGCUGCAACAUCUACCUGUGUCUUAAAGGAAGGAAUUUAUAGUGGAGCCACAGAGGAUAAUAAAUUGAGUACUAUAAAUGAUGUCAGCAAGUUAAACAUCCCUUCUACCAGUGACAGCCCAUGCAGUAUUUUAACCAAGGAUAAUGGAUCUUUUAGCAACAGUUGUAGUGAUUGUGGAUCACAUAGACUUACAAGUAUUGGUUCACAAAGUAAGAGUUGUACUUUUCCUCCAAGCAAUGUUUCUUUCUUCUAUGGGAAUUUAUCCUAUAAAGGCACAACCAAGAAAAGUUCAACAAAUAUUAAUAUUACCCCAUGUAAAGUUAUUUCAACAAAUAGAAGUAUAAUUCCUUUUGACCAGGAUGGUUUGAAGCAAAGAUUAAAGACGAUGAAUUUGUCAGAGAGAAAGAAACCUAAAAUUCCACUAAAACGUUGUUCAUCUUUGUUCAUUCUUCCCAGGAGCCCUUCUGGUAUCUCACCAACUUCUCCAACAAGCUCAGAUACUUUGCCAAGGAAAGGAUCCUAUCAAACUUCACACAAGUUCAUUAUUUCUCCUAGUGAGCUUGCAGAAAUUGAAGAUGGUGCUGUUUCUAAAGAAUUUCUUUCUACGGCAGUCAGGGGACUUCGGCUAUCUAAAUCUGUUUGUGCUCCAGGGGAAAUUAGACACAUUAGACCACUUCAUGUGAAUGGUUCAUUUGAGGAAAACAUUUUUACCUCAAAUAAUAGUUGUAAUCAGUCGGUUUGUGAGAAAUUAUCUGACAGCUGUUCUUGUGUUUCACUGCAUUUCAGCCAGCAAAGAGCAUCUUUAUCAAAGAGUGAAAUAGCAAACGGUUGCUCUAAACCAGAAAUGUCUGCAGUGAAGUUUAAAUUGAAUUCUAAUCCAAAGUAUGUCAAGCUGAUCCGUAGUCCAUCUGCAUGUCUGCCAUCUCCCUCAAAUGUGGACUGUCAGAUAAAUAUUGAUGGAGAAUUCGAAAGAUUAAAUUCACAGAAAAGCAAAGCUCAUCACACUUUACAAAGAAGUAUUUCAUUGGAAGGAACUUAUCCAAAUCUUUCUUGUUGUUUAUCCAGCUUUAAGCACAGUUGUUCCAUGGCAAGGCCAUCUCAAUUACACAUUGAAUUCACAUGUGGAAAUGAAGGCAAAGUUAGUAAUUUUCCAAAAGAAAGCAAGAGCUAUAUCAAAAGAGAGUUGUCUAAUACUUUGAAACACUGUUCUAAGACAAGAGAUGAUUUCCUUGGUCAAGUAGAUGUACCUCUUUACCAGUUAAUGAUGGAAAAUCUGAAUAUGGAAAGACCAUACACAUUUAAGGAUUUUGUUCUUCAUCCAAGAAGUCACAAAUCAAAAGUUAAAAGUUAUCUUAGAUUAAAAAUGACAUAUGUACCUAAAGCCAAUGGAUCUGAGGAUGAAAACACAAAUCAAGCUGAAGAGCUAGAGCCUGACUGGAUUAUUGUGGACCAACCAGAUGUUGUUUAUCAUAUGCAGCAGCAACAAGAAUAUUCUCCUCUGCCUCCAGGCUGGGGAGAAAGGCAAGAUGUCCUUGGAAGGACUUAUUAUGUAAACCAUGAGUCGAGAAGAAUUCAGUCUCAGUAUCCAACAUCCAGGGAUGACAUAGCAGAUGCUGAGAAUGCUAGCAGUCACCAGCAAGGGCAGCAUGCAUUUACUACAAGAAGGUGGAUAUCUGAAGAAAUAGAACAACCUGAAAACAGAGAUGCUAAAGAGAGCUAGGAAAUCAUAACCAAAGAUGAAAGUACCAUAUAUAGCAACCAAAACCUCCAAUCACUUCUGCCACAAAGUUACUUUGAUAUUGAGAAUUAUGUUAUAAGAGGAUUGAGUGCCAGAUCCCCUACCUUUGGACAUAUAGCAGCAAGCCAAGAAAUGUUCAACUAUUUUUUGCCUACUUCAUCUGGAUUACCACGAGCCUGGGAAGAAAAACAAGAUGAUAAAGGAAGAUCAUAUUACAUAGAUCACAAUUCCAGAACUACAACAUGGAUGAAACCUAUUAUACAGGCACCCAUAGAGAACAUUCAGUUACCAUCGCACCAAAGUUCUUCUACAUCAGCUCAACAACACAUAACUACAAGUGAUUUAUCACAACCCUCCUUGAAUCAACAAUCUGAAUUUGAGCAGAGAUUUCUUCCUAAAGGUUGGGAAAUCCGACAUGCACCAAAUGGGAGACCUUUCUUCAUUGACCAUAAUACCAAAACUACCACCUGGAAAGAUCCAAGACUGAAAAUUCCAACUGAUCUGAGAAGAAAGGCAUCCCUUGAAUCUACUGAACUAGGGCCUUUACCUCCAGGUUGGGAAGAGAGAAUUCACACAGAUGGAAGAGUCUUCUAUAUAAAUCAUAAUAUAAAAAGAACACAAUGGGAAGAUCCUCGAUUGCAAAAUGUAGCAACAACCAAACCAGCUGUCCCAUAUUCCAGAGAUUACAAACGAAAAUAUGAAUUCUUCAGAAAGAAGAUGAAAAAGCAGGUUAGUGACAUAUUGUUAGGGUUUUUUGAACUUAUACCACAAGAUCUCAUCAAGAUUUUUGAUGAAAAUGAACUAGAGUUACUUAUGUGUGGACUAGGAGAUAUAGAUGUGAAUGACUGGAGGGAGCACACGAAAUACAAAAAUGGCUACAGUGUAAAUCAUCAAAUUAUCCAGUGGUUCUGGAAGGCUGUUUUAAUGAUGGAUUCAGAGAAAAGAAUAAGAUUACUUCAGUUUGUCACUGGCACAUCACGUGUGCCUAUGAAUGGAUUUGCUGAACUAUAUGGUUCAAAUGGACCACAGUUUUUUACAGUUGAACAAUGGGGUACCCCUGAAAAAUUACCAAGAGCACAUACCUGCUUUAAUCGUUUGGAUUUGCCUCCAUAUGAAUCAUUUGAAGACUUAUGGGACAAACUUCAAAUAGCAAUUGAAAGCACUCAGGGUUUUGAUGGGGUUGAUUAG